GGCGCGGGAUCCCCGGCGAUCCAGGCCGGGUUUUGCGGCGGCGGGCGCGCGUGCGGGGCCCUCGUCCGUGGCUGCCGGCGUCGGUCGGCCGCGGGAGACCAUGCUGCUGGACGAGCUGUGGGCCGCGCUGUCCGGCGCCUCCGGGGCUGCCCUGGCCUGCUGCUUGGUGGCGGCGGCCGUGGCCCUGCGCUGGUCCAGUCGCCGGCCGGCGAGGGGCGCGGCGGCCCGGGCGCGGCGGAGGCAGCAGGCGGCCCUGGAGACCAUGGAUAGGGCGGCGCAGCGCUUCCGCCUCCAGAACCCUGACCUGGACUCGGAGGCACUGCUGGCCCUGCCCCUGCCUCAGCUGGUGCAGAAGUUACACAGCGGGGAGCUGUCCCCUGAGGCUGCACUCUUCACCUAUGCGGGAAAGGCCUGGGAAGUAAACAAAGGGAUCAACUGUGUGACCACCUACCUGGAGGACUGUGAGACUCAGCUGUCCCAGGCCCCGAGGCAAGGCCUGCUCUAUGGCGUCCCUGUGAGCCUCAAGGAGUGCUUCAGCUACAAGGGCCAGGACUCAACCCUGGGCUUGAGCCUGAACGAGAGCAUGCCUGCGGAGUGUGACAGUGUGCUGGUGCAGGUGCUGAAGCUACAGGGUGCUGUGCCCUUCGUGCACACCAACAUCCCUCAGUCCAUGUUCAGCUAUGACUGCAGUAACCCCCUCUUUGGCCAGACUUUGAAUCCAUGGAAGUCCUCCAAAAGUCCAGGGGGCUCCUCCGGGGGUGAAGGGGCCCUCAUUGGGGCUGGAGGCUCCCCCCUCGGCUUAGGCACUGACAUCGGAGGCAGCAUCCGCUUUCCCUCCGCCUUCUGUGGCAUCUGUGGCCUCAAGCCCACGGCGAACCGCCUCAGCAAGAGUGGCCUGAAGGGCUGUGUCUAUGGACAGGUAGCAGUGCAGCUCUCAGCUGGCCCCAUGGCCCGGGAUGUGGAGAGCCUAGCGCUGUGCCUGCGAGCGCUGCUGUGUGAGGACAUGUUCCGCCUGGACCCGACGGUGCCCCCGCUGCCCUUCAAGGAGGAGGUCUACACAAGCUCUCGGCCCUUGCGUGUGGGGUAUUAUGAGACCGACAACUAUACCAUGCCCACCCCAGCCAUGAAGCGGGCUGUACUGGAGACCAAGCAGAGCCUUGAGGCUGCUGGCCACACGCUGGUUCCCUUCCUGCCAAGCAACAUACCCCAUGCUCUGGAGACCCUGUCAACUGGUGGGCUGUUCAGUGAUGGCGGCCACAGCUUCCUACAGAACUUCAAAGGUGAUUUCGUGGACCCCUGCCUGGGGGACCUGAUCUCAAUUCUGAAGAUGCCAAGUUGGUUGAAAGGACUGCUGGCUUUCCUGCUGAAGCCUCUGCUCCCGAGGGUGGCAGCUUUUCUUAACAGCAUGAAGCCCCGGUCGGCCGGCAAGCUCUGGGAACUGCAGCACGAGAUUGAGGUGUACCGCAACUCCGUGAUUGCCCAAUGGAGAGCCCUGGACCUGGAUGUGCUGCUCACCCCCAUGCUGGGCCCUGCUCUGGACUUGAACGCCCCGGGCAAGGCCACAGCUGCUAUCAGCUACACUGUGCUCUACAACUGCCUGGACUUCCCAGCGGGGGUGGUGCCUGUCACCACGGUGACCACCGAGGAUGAGGCCCAGAUGGAACAUUACAAGGGCUACUAUGGGGAUAUCUGGGACAACAUGCUACAGAAGGCUGUGAAGAAGAGUGUGGGGCUGCCCGUGGCUGUGCAAUGUGUGGCUCUGCCCUGGCAGGAAGAGUUGUGUCUGCGGUUCAUGCGGGAGGUGGAGCGACUGAUGACCCCUGAAAAGCGGCCAUCCUGACUGCUGCCUGCCCCCCCUCGCCUGGCUCCGGAGGACCUGAGACCAUUCCAUCUGUGCCCCGCCUAGCCUGGGCACAGCUGCCACUCUGAGAGGAAAUGUUCGGCCUGGGGCAGAGGCUUCUGUGUCCCCCGCCCCCCCCAUCCCCUACAAGAAGCACAGACCUCCCUGAGUCUGGACCUUGCUCCCCAUCCUGGUCCCCUCCCCCUGGCCUGACACCCCUCCCUGUGGCAGGCAGUGGGUAUGACAUGGGCAAAGGCCUCUAACAGUCAAGAAACGUUUCUAGUCUGUGUACUUUCUGGCCGUCACUGUCAGGGCACUGAGGGUUGAGCCCUACUCCAGCCUUGGCAGUCUCCUGGGUCCCCACACCCGCAGGAACGACACAGGCUUCUCAGAGUGGGUCUUGCGGUCUGGCACCGCCCCCUCCCCCGCUCCCCGCGCUUAGACUAAGCCCUGCUUUGCUAGGCAUUGCCUUCUCUUCUUUCUUUGCUCCUUCCUUCUGCCAAGCCCUUUCUGCUCCUCUGCCAUUAAAUCCUUGGAGGCCCUGCUCAGAUCCCUCUUUCUCGAGAAGGCCUUCCCUCCUUCCUCAGCCCUGGUAUAGGUGGGCUGUUUCUUCCCAGUCUGCCCUGUGCGGUGGGCAUCUGUGGGUGGCUUUGCCUUUCUUAGUACACUGGCUCUCCUUGACUGCAGGGACCCUGAUGCUCAGGGACCCCCCUGAGGCUCUGUCCUUAGUGGCCAGCACAGGGCAGCGGGGAGUCUGGGGUGCUGGCCAGGAGGUUGCACUGUGGCGGGGAGGGGGCCUGUAGGCCUCUGGUCAAGAGCACUCACAGGGCCGGCCAGGAACUGGAUUGUUCUAGGGAGGCUUCCCAGAGGAGGAGGACCUGUGUUGAGUGUUGGAGGUUCCCAGAAGCUGAGAUGGGAGUAAGGACAUUCCCGGGAGAAGGAGCCAUACACCCAACUCAGACAUACUGAGUUCAGUAAAUGGAAGUAUUGAACGGGCGUAGGAGAAGCAGCAGAGAUGUAGGUGGAGGCCAAAUCAAGGUGGACUUUGGAGGUCGGUUCAGGAACUUGAAUCCUGUCUCAAGGGCAGUGGGGAGCAUCUAAAGGAUCACACAGAUGCAGUGAGGAGAGUAGACUGGGGAGACAGCGCCUGGAGAGGGUUAUGGAGGCUGAGGUCUAAUCCUAAACUGGGGAAGAGGGCCUGGGGCCUGAGCUAGGGCCAUGGCACAGGGGUGGCUUGGGAAUCAACAGUUGGGGCAGAAGCGAGCUGUCUCAGCUCAGUCUCCCCUCCACCCAAUCUGCCAGCCUGCCUCUGAGGGGACUGCGUUGCCUGGCGGGUGAGGGUGUGACAAGUCUCUGACGAAUCUGGGGGCUCCUUGGCCCCCUUAAGCAGAGCUUACUCUUCCCUGGCCCCAGCCCUAACCGCCCUGCUUACUGUAGGUGUUUCUCAGCCUGGGUCUUGGGUCGGGUAGGUCCCUGGUUCUACCGGGCCCACUUCACAUUCUUUUCAGGGCAGGCUGCCUUCCCGAGGCUUCCUUCCUCAUCCUGACUUUCCUCCUUCAGAAGGGCUUUUCCUUCCAGGUUACGUGCCCAGUGACACCUGUACUGUCCGACAGUGGUGUCCCUGCCUCAGUGGGACCAGUUUCAGGGUAGACCCGAGGCCUCACACUUCAGGGCUGAUUGGAGGGCCUCACCCACAUGGACACCUAGAGUGGGAUGGCCAGGUAGUUGCUGCGCUUUACCCAGAUUCCUUGUAACUGCUCUGGCAUUUUGCCCCAAAUCAUUCCCUAGAAUCAUCUAUAUACCACCCCAUCCCUCGGCAUCUUACUCCGCCCCAUUUCUCUCUUUGGUUACUGAUGUGAUUUUUAAAAAAUUUUUAUAAAAGAUUGAUUUAUUGGGGUGCCUAACUCAGUCAGUUAAGCCUCUGCCUUCCGCUCAGGUCAUGAUCCCAGGGUCCUGGGAUUGAGCCGCAUGUCAGGCUCCCUGCUCAGCGAGGAGUCUGCUUCUCACUCUCCCUCCCCCUCUACCUCUCCCCCUGCUCGUGCAUCCCCUUCCCAUAAAUAAAAUCUUAAAAGAAAAGAUUCUUUAUUUUAGAGAGUGUGCAUGCAUGAGCAGAGUGGGAGUGGGGGGUGGGGGGUGGGGGCAGAGAGAGAGGGAGAGAGAAUCCUCAAGCUGACUUCCUGCUGUGUGAGGAGCCUGAGGCAGGGAAGGGCUGGGGCUCAGGACCCUGAGACCAUCAUGACCUGAGCUGAAAUCAAAGAGUCAGACGCUUAACCAACUGAGCCACCCAGGUGCCCCAAUAUCCUUGUGCUCUUAGUCACAAGGCUGUGGGGCGGUGCCUGUCCCCUUCACUGCUUCACCCUUUGAGCCCCAGUGUGAACUCGCCCUGCCCUGUGCUCAGUGGUGCUGGAGCUCUACUAAGCCCGGUUCCCAUCCUUGAGAGGCCCUGGGGCUUUUGGGACUGUUGGACAUUAUCUAGCACAUCUGCUCCCUGGGUGAUCAGGGCUUGAGGAAAGGUUAGACAAAGGGAUAAAUGCCAAGAGGUGGGGGGGGGGUGAGGUGGGCCAGGUGGUCACUGUAACCAGAGAGGGCGCAACCCAUGUGGACGCCUAGAUUGGGAUGGCUGGGUAGCUGCUUCAUUUUGCCCUGGAUCCUUGUAACUACUGUGUCCAUUUGUCUCAUCAUUCCAUAAAACCACCUGCCUCUACUUUUUUCCUUCUCUUGCCCUAUUUCUCUCUUUGGUUACUGAUAUACUUGUGCUGUUAGCCACGUGGCUGGCUGUCGGGUGCCUGCCUUCUUUCCUUCACUGCUUUUGAGCCCUGGCGUGACCUUGCCCAGCCCUGUGCUCAGCGGUGCCAGAGCUCUCCUAAGCCUGGCUACCAUCCUUGAGAGGCUCCGGGACUUAGCGGGGGGUGUUUGGACAUUAACACUGGCACAUCUGCUCCCUGGUGAUCAGGGCUUGGGGAAAGAUUAGACGAAGAGGCAAAUGCUGCCGAGAGUGGGGGGUGGCCUGGGGCAACUGGUCACUGCGGCCAGUGAGAGACCCCCGAGUUCCACCUCCACUGCCGCACUAGCACUCUGGUCCAAGCCACCCACUCUGGACUGUGCAGUAACCUAACUGGGCUUCCCUGCCUCCAGCCUCACUGUUCCCCAGUCCAUUUUCCAUGCAGUUGCCAGAGGGUUGCUUUGAAAGUGUAAAUCAGAUCGAGUCACUUGUCUCAAGACCUAAAGGCUUCCCAUCCAACUCAGAAUAAAAUCCAGUCUCCUCCUGUGUCUUACGAG
This is a messenger RNA of Nyctereutes procyonoides (raccoon dog), 5119 nucleotides long. Its product is annotated as fatty-acid amide hydrolase 1. The record is from RefSeq and is a predicted model, not a curated record. Gene Ontology annotation, molecular function: fatty acid amide hydrolase activity; amidase activity. Gene Ontology annotation, biological process: fatty acid catabolic process. The transcript is spliced from 15 exons. Bases 101 to 1840 code for a protein of 579 amino acids. NCBI's taxonomy places the organism in Eukaryota, Metazoa, Chordata, Mammalia, Carnivora, Canidae.